Messenger RNA from Aplosporella prunicola CBS 121167, 782 nucleotides. RefSeq lists its product as uncharacterized. The coding region runs from base 267 to 506 and encodes 79 amino acids. The record is from RefSeq and is a predicted model, not a curated record. Lineage: Eukaryota; Fungi; Ascomycota; Dothideomycetes; Botryosphaeriales; Aplosporellaceae. The transcript has 3 exons.
GGGAAGCCGCAAGCAAGCAAGCAAGCAAGCAGUGGUUCGAUCUGAUCAUAGGUACCUAGUUCAGCUAUUUGUAUCUUGCUUGCCUACCUUGAAUAAAAGCGUACUUCUUCUCACUCUCCUCUGCCCUCCCACCUCAUCCGUCCAACUACCCACACUCACAACUGCCAACGCCCAACGCCCAACCCCACUUUCCAACGACAACAACCCCACCACCACCACCACCACCACCACAACAACAACAACCACAACAACAACAACCACACACAAUGCCUCUCGUAGUUCCCGGCCUCCAGUCUACCGGCGACAAGACCCAAGACUGGUCGAACCAGCUGCUGGGCAAGAAGAUCGGCGACACGUCCGACAACGUGACGUUCGCGAAGCAAGACCUCCCGCAAAGCCACCGCAUCGUGCAGGAAGGCGGGCCCAUGACCAUGGACUACAACCCGGAGAGGCUGAACGUGCACGUCGCCGAGGACGGCACCGUGCGCAAGGUGACGCACGGCUAGGCCGUGCCUAUCCUGCUCUAAGACGUGAGCAGGGUGCGAUGCGGCGCGCGAGCUAGGUUGGUGACGUAGCCGACGGCUUUCACGGGCUGUGUGUACGAUGAUGGCAUGCAUGCAUGCACGCAGGCAUGGAUGGGUGUGACGAGUGGGCUGGGUAUUUACCUGCCUACCACCACCACCAGCAAUACCACUAUUACCACUACGCUUAGGAAUGGAAUGACAUGACAUGACAUGGCACGAACAAAUCAGCUUGACCAAUCGUGCUUUAUUUGCAGUGUA